Vicia villosa (hairy vetch) is the source of this 735-nucleotide messenger RNA. RefSeq lists its product as uncharacterized. Lineage: Eukaryota; Viridiplantae; Streptophyta; Magnoliopsida; Fabales; Fabaceae. Bases 1 to 735 code for a protein of 244 amino acids. The transcript has 5 exons. The record is from RefSeq and is a predicted model, not a curated record.
AUGUUGCUUCAUGUUCAAGUGCGUAGAAUUAAAUCGGACAUUAGUAUCAAUUGCUUAACUUGUAACUCUUUCUUGAUCAGUACGUUUGAAGGUUCACUUGACCUCCUACCCUCACCUUAUAGUGAAAUAGAUUCUGUUUGUCAUCAAUUUUCUGCUACAAAGGUUCCGGUUAAUUCCAGUCUACUGCAUAAGAGUAAUCAACCAUAUCUGCCUCCAUGUCGCAAUGAGGCACUAUCUUCUUCAAAUGGAGACAGCAAUUGCUCACUAAAGAGUAACAUAUCUGGAUCUUGUGAGGGUACAUAUCAGGAGCUGCAAGCAGAACUUGAAAAACGUCAAAACGUUUUCUCCUACAAAUUUGGAAAGAGUGAUGAGCUUUGGGAGUCUUAUAUGUAUCUUGAACCAACAUUGAUCCAUGAUGUCCAAAUUCAACAGGAUUCAGAACUUCAAUCUUCCAAUAUCAUCUUAGAAGAUUGUCCAAGUUCUAUCUCUGGUUUUAGUUUUCCUGAUGAGCAUAGUUUAAUUACAUAUGACGAGCCUCAAGUAGGAAUAGAUAUGCUAGAGAGUGUGGCAAUCAGAGAAGUAUGCGAGGAAUCAUACCUGUCUGGUGAAUAUCUAUCUGGUGCUCGAGAUAUUCGACCAGAACGUCGUGGUUCAACCAUUACAGGACCAGGUGGCGGUUCAGCAUUGGGAAGGGGUGUGGGAACCUGCUGUUUGUGUUUUCUGACAUAUACAUGA